Messenger RNA from Hemicordylus capensis (graceful crag lizard), 3471 nucleotides. It is a transcript of the gene MORC1, whose product is annotated as MORC family CW-type zinc finger 1. The coding region runs from base 52 to 2955 and encodes 967 amino acids. Gene Ontology annotation, molecular function: zinc ion binding. Lineage: Eukaryota; Metazoa; Chordata; Lepidosauria; Squamata; Cordylidae. The record is from RefSeq and is a predicted model, not a curated record. Gene Ontology annotation, cellular component: nucleus. The transcript is spliced from 27 exons.
CGGCGAGUUCCCUUCGAUCUUUUUUUUCCUUUUUUUUAAAGGGCUGCGACGAUGGCCAAGGCAUCCCGCUACGGGGAUCUUUGCAGGGCGGAGUUGAGGUUGGAGUAUCUGCAUGCAAACUCCACCACGCAUGACUUUCUCUUUGGAGCCGUUGCUGAACUGAUUGACAAUUCCCGAGAUGCUGGUGCCACCAGACUUGAUAUAUUUACUGUGAAUAAUGAGAAUCUGCAAGGAGGAUUCAUGUUAUGCUUUCUGGAUAAUGGAUGUGGCAUGACCCCUCGAGAAGCUACAGAUCUGGUUUAUUUUGGAAGAUCUUCUAAGCGGACCAUACCUAAGAUGAUUGGACACUAUGGCAAUGGGCUUAAAUCAGGGUCUAUGCGUAUAGGGAAAGACUUCAUAUUAUUCACCAAGAAAGAGAACAUCAUGACGUGUCUUCUUUUCUCUCGGACAUUCUGCGAAAGAGAAGGUCUCAAUGAGAUCAUAGUCCCAAUACCUUCAUGGUCAAGUAGUACAAGAAAUCCAAUAAUUGAUGACCCUCAGAAAUUUGCCACACAGUUGUCCAUAAUUUGCAAAUAUGCUCCUUUUAACACUGAAGCUGAACUGUUGAAGCAGUUUGAUGCCAUCUAUGGGGAAAGUGGAACUUUGGUGGUAAUAUACAAUUUGAAAUUCGCACUCAGUGGUGAGCCAGAAUUUGAUGUUUGGACAGAUGAAGCAGAUCUGUUGAUUGCUGGAGCACCUGAGAGCCUUCCAGAACAACGGUCGCUGAGAGCCUAUACUGCUAUAUUGUACUUUGACCCACGCAUGCGGAUAUUCAUUCAAGCCAAGAAAGUAGAAACCAAACGCUUGCCUUAUUGCUUUUACAGACCCAGGAAGUAUCCAUAUAUUUCAUCUUCAUUCAAAGAAGUUGCCAGAAAUGAAUUGCAAAAAGCAGAAAUGGAAGUGAAGACUGCUGAAGAUACUGUGAAGGAAGCAAAGUGCACACUAAAACGUUGGCAGGACUCUCUUUUUCAUGAAAACAGUGAGUUUGCUCAGGGAGCAUUACUGGAUGCCAUAGAAAAUGAAAAGAGAAUGAGGGGGAAAUUUGCAGAGAAACAAAGAAAUUUGAGACAGCCAAAAAAGCUCUUCUUAAUAUUUGGAAUUAACAUUCAAAAUAGAUGUCAAGAUGGAAUGCUUAUCUACAGCAAUAAUCGCUUGAUCCAGAUGUUUGAGAAAGCGGGACCACAGCAGAAAAGAGAAUCUUACUUUGGCGCUGGAGCUAUAGGAAUGGUAGAUGUGCCCUUAGAAAUUAUGGAGCCAACACACAACAAGCAGGCCUUUGCCAAUGUUAAGGAAUAUAAUCACUUAUUGAAAUCAAUGGGACAGUAUCUUGUUCAGUACUGGAAAGACAUAGGAAUAAGUCAAAGAGGAGAAACUUUGUUCUGGAAUGACUUUGGAUAUCUAAAUGACAAAUGGAAUGAGAAACCUUCAGAUACAAUUCAGUACAAGAGAAGGCGGGCAGUGGAAAUUCCCGACAUUGUUCAGUGUGAUAUUUGCCUUAAAUGGAGACUCCUGUCAUUCGACACCGAUAUAAAUAAUGGAGGACAUCAUGGCAUCUGGAAUUGUGCAAAGAGCCCUAACCCUCUAGAAAAUAAGUGUAAUAUACCAGAACGUUUGCCCUCCAUCCCUUUGGGCACUUUCAACCCACCAUCACGGUCAGUGAAGGACAGACAAAAGCUACUAAUAGAUUCCAUUCAGCAACGUAAAAGGAAGCUGGAAUACCUAUCUCAAAAACUUCACUUGAUACAGCCACAUACAAUUGUCCAGCAUACAGAUAACAGCAAAACACCUGCUAAGAAUAAAAAUGAGAAUGUCAAGAAGAGAGUGUGCCGAAGGAAAGCCUUUUAUAAAGAUCCAUCUCCAGCCUGCAGACUUUUGAUUAAAAGUGGUACAAAUAAAGGACGCAUACAAAACUCGAGCCAUCAAAAGCAGCCACCCGCGAAGCAAAAGACUCUCUCUAGGGGGAAACAGCAUCCUUGUCAGGAAGAGGAAUAUUCCCUUGCCAUGCUGGAGGAUAGGAAGGAUCACAAUAUGUCAAUGGUGUUACCUCUGAAAAAACAAGAUGAACAGCCAUAUAAUGAAAAACUUGAGGUCAUCAAAAUAGAAACAGAUAGCGAGCCAGAAGUUAUUUGUGUUGUAAUAUCUGAUAGUGAUACUGAAGAUUUGCCAAAAUAUGAAGAAUAUGAUGACUUUGCAGUCAUGCACAAAGAGGAAAAAAGUGAGGAAAACGGAGACAGUUGCUUCAGUCAUGGUUCUGUACAUUUUGAGGGAAAGGAUUUGAAAAGUGGCUCCACAGAGGCUUCAAAAGAAGACAGUAAAGAGCAAGUCUUUGUUGCUGUGAAGGACUCCAGUGUUGCAGUUUCACAGACACAGGAGACUUCCCAAGGGAUUUCUGAAAACACAAUGAUAAAAAUGUUAACAUCUCACAUAAAAGAGAUCCUGCUUUAUUUUCUACCUGAAUGUGAGCUUUCAGUAGAACAACUUAUGUGUAUGUCCACUGAAGAUAUUUUAGUUAUGUUCAAGCUGAAAGAUGGUUCUGAGCAGAACAAGAAUGUAACUUUAUAUAUCGACCAGUAUCUUUCACAAUAUGAAGGACGAUUUGCUGAAAAAAUCCAGUCUGUAAAUCAAUGUGCCCUUCAAAUUGCCCACGCCAUUGAAGGGAAGAUUGCUUUGUGUGAGUUACAAAUAAAGGAUGAACAAGAAAAACUUGAACAUCUCUGGGGGAAACUAGCAAAAUUGCUGCUGAAAAUUGACCGACAUCCUCUUAUAAAUAACCUGGAAGACAUUGAUAGCUACCUGGAAGAGUUUCUGCUCCAAGAAAAUCUAAGUACAUUUGCCAUUGUGAACACCUGCACCACUGAAGCAAGCAUAUCUGCACGGCUGGGUGAAGAAAGCGAAACAUCUUUUAACACUAUGUAAUGCAUAUGUAAAAAUAUAAUGGGCAGGACACAAUCCACCCCAAAAAUCUCCUUCAGAAGUCUUAAACUCUGUAGUGGAGGAGCUUGCAAUGGGUAGAAUGUCGUCAUGUACAUUUUCUUUUCUUUUCUUCAUUUUUCUUUCACUUAUUUAUUUAUUUUGACUACCAUGUUUUGGUUAUACUAGGAGUAAUCUCACAAGCAGUGUGCAGCAUUCAGUCACAUAAAUGGAACGUUCACAUGGCCCACUGAAAUGCACAGAGCUGGUUCAACAGAAGUGCUUGUUGAAACCAUGCAAGUAUUCCCACAGAUUUGUGGAGGUACUGAACAUUUAUGUUGGAGUCUUUUAAAUGUCAUUUCUCUUUGUUUGGAAGUAUUAACCCCACUAGUCACAUGGUUGCUUGUAGCAAUAUUAAUACUGUCAUGGUGUGUUUUUUUAGUGAAAAUGAAAGCUUUUCAUUUUAAGAUAUUGUUGAUAACAAAUUAUCUUGCAUAAUAAAAGAAGAUAAUUUGCAGUUUC